This is a messenger RNA of Xyrichtys novacula (pearly razorfish), 15653 nucleotides long. The record is from the annotation of a GenBank genome assembly. NCBI's taxonomy places the organism in Eukaryota, Metazoa, Chordata, Actinopteri, Labriformes, Labridae.
CUCUCGUUGCUGUGGAGGAAUGUGCGGAAACUUCUGCAGCACUGUUCUGUCUGCGCUGUUCGUCGAAGAGAAAAAGUGCCACAACUCGAAGAAAAGUGGAGGAAACUUCGCUAAAGUUCGGCGGUGAAGAGUCGGUGAGUGUCCCCGUGUGCGUGUGUCUGUGUGCGGGCCUGUAAGCGGACAGGGAGCCGCUGUUUAUCGGAGCUCCGGAGCUGAAAGUUGUAGUGAGUUGGUCUAAAAUGGAGGCGGUGAGGAGGAGACGAAGAAGGCGCUGUCCGGGGCUGAUCAGGACCAUGGCUAACACUCCGACACACACCAACACACCACAAACAGGCUUUUAUUAAACUCUAACUGCGAAAAACUAAAGGGAAAACGACAUGAAAUACUUUCUGUUAACUUUUUAAUACCCAGAACUAAAUGUCGCUUCCGCAAACUAAGUUUAGAAAAACUCUGUAAAUCUGAGGCACCGAUUUUAACCUCUAAAACUUACUAUUUUACUUUUCCAGAGUGAAUUGAGACUAUAUACACUCCGGGAGGGUUAAAGAACAGACAAACUCUCACUUUUUAAUCUUUAACCGACUUUUGAUCCGAUUAUCCCCGGUUUUUUAAAAUCAAAUUUACACCUUCGAAAUAAAGUCUGACGACGUUAAACAUUCACUUAUUAACAGCUUCUGACCGAGAAUCCAAGUUUUUCUCCCGGAUUUCCUGAAAAUGUCCGUUAAUGUCUGUUUUCAGCCGAACACUGAUCUCUGUUUUUCUCCGUAAACUGGUCUGUAUUAAACCUCAGUCCUCAGGGAAGUUAAAGUUUAAAGUCUAAUGUGUCGUUUUAAGUAUUAGUGGCGGUUUUAAAGUGAAAUUUGUAGUACUUAAGUGGGAUUUGUAGUUUUGCAGACAAAUCUGUGAACGGGGUUUCCCUGAGGGCUCGUGGCGCUGUCGACUGAACUGUGGUGCUGUUUCAAAAUGGCCGACAGACACAUUUCCCCAGAGUGACCUGAGGUUCAAAGUUUAACAAUAGACUCCAGAAUAAUGUAAAAAAAAUGACAUUAACUCUAGUUAUAUAACUCUGAACAAAGUGUCCGGACCCUGAAGAACUCAGAUGUGUUCAAAGAGGCAGUUUAUGGUGCUGAAUAAUCCCACACUGGACAGUCAGUGAGCCUCACUGUUAUUGUGUCAGUGUUACAGUCAGUGCGUUUACAUGCACGGUUUAAUCGGACUAAGCUCAUAAUUCGUUUUUUCACCGAAUCAGACUUCUCUCCUUGUCCGCGUAUUCAUGUAGCUUAAAGAAUUGUCCUCCGGCGCUGUUUCCGACCACGUACAACCGUCAACAACAACAGCAGGUCGGUGUCAGACGUCAGAAGUGUCUACAACUGCUGCUGGGCAUUUUGGAGAAACAAGAAGAUGGAGCAUCGUACAGCGUUGUUUUUGUCCGACAUGAUGGACGCGCUACUUUUUCUAAAGAUGAGACGAACGCUACUCCUCUUCUCUGGUGUUUUUGUUCCGGGGUUACGGGGGCGUGGCGCACAUGCAUUGUCAGAUCAUACUCCAGUCACAUUAUCUGGGAGUCUUAAUCAGAGUUCUCACACUCUGAUUAUAUUCAGACUAAGGUGUUAACGUGCACUUCAGUUGUCUGGUCUUAAUCGGAGUAAGGCGAUGAUUCGGUUUUCUUGAGUGUUAUGGAAACGGACUGAGUGACACUGCAUCCAAACUUAAAGAGGUCCGAGCUGCACUGAAGCAAAGCUGAUCAGGUGUUUAUCAGGUUCAGUCUGAACACGGCAGAAAUCAUUCAGGUUCCUGGGCCACAUAAACAGUUAAAACUGCGUUAGGCUGUUUUAAUAUUACAAUUUAAUACGACUAUUUAAUGUUUUUAAUGUUAUUUAAUUAAAACUGUUUUUAUAGCAACAACACAACAUGUAAGAAAACCGAGCUCUUUGUAUAAUAAGAACCUCAUUUAUAGUUUGACUCAUUUUUCAUCUGCCAACAUGGAGGAGGCGGGGUUUAUGGCCGAUACUGCAGCCAGCAGGGGGAGCUCUGAACAUUUUUGGCUUUACUUUCAGGAAUAUUCUGGAACAAACCAUCCUGUUGUGAAUAUUUAAUUAAUGGAUUUUUACGGGUCUUCAUGGACCUGAACCGAGUCGGAGCUUCAGGGUGUGAAACAGUUUAUUUCACCUCCACCUGUUGACCUUCAUAUCACCUUUAUACAUCUCACACCUUCGUGUCAUCGGCUCUGCAGCUUCCUGUCCCGUGGAGGUGAAGAUCUGAGCUCGUCAUGGCCGCUCAGACUGUGUUCUCCGUGGGGAUGUUUCCUGUGGGCGUGUCUCUGGUGGAAGACGCUCAGAACGAGAUGCCGAGCAACAUGCUGCCCGCCCCUCAGCUGGUGAUGCUCGCAAAUGUUGCAGCAGUGACUGCGGCCGAGGGCGGCGGCAGCGGUGACGGGAACGCAGGAGACGAGAAGGAGAUGAUGGAACUGACGACAGUGGGAUGCAGCUACUCCGACAGCGAGGACGAGAACAUCAUCAGGUGAGGGAUCAGUCUGCUGCACUCACCUGUGUGUGUGAUCAUAAUGUCUGUGUGUGAACUCACCUGUGUGUAAACUCACCUGUGUGUCUGCUCAGGUACAGCUUUGAUAACCAGAACCACAGGGAGGUCUGUAUCAUCGAGUACCCCGAGUCUCCAGGCCCGAGCAUCCAGGCUGUGGUCGUAGGAAACUCGGCACGGCAAGAGGAAGAGGAGGAGGAGGAGGAGGAGGAUGAUGAUAAAGAAAAAGACGAAGAUCUGCCACGGCGUACUCGCCCUUGCCCACCUGCCACCACAAAAACACCCGAGCAAGGCAUCAAGCGCAAAGUUACCCCCGCCCCUGCGACGGAAAGUACAAAGAAGAAGAAACCAUUCCACUGUAAGCCGUGUCACUUCCAGGCCCAGAACGAGCAAGAGUUUGUGGAGCACCUGGGUACGCACGGCGUCAGCAAGAUGAUCGUGGUGAACCGCGUGGAGGGGCGGAGUAAGACCAGGUCCAAGGAGGCAGAAACACCUGAUGCUCAGGGGCCAUCAAGCGGGGAGGCAGAGGGCAACGGGGAGGCGGGGACAACAGGUGACGUCAAAGGGCUGAUCAGGUGUGAACGCUGCGGCUACAACACCAACAGAUACGACCACUACAUCGCUCACCUGAAGCACCACAGCAAAGAGGGCGAGGACCACAGGUAACCCCGUCACCAUGACUACCAGUAUCUAUACAUCCUGUCUCACCCUCAUUUCAAAACUAACACGUUUCAACCGAACCUCUGCAGAGUGUUCAAGUGCACACUGUGUCCGUACACCACCGUCAGCCAGUACCACUGGAGGAAACACCUGAGGAACCAUUUCCCCAGCAAACUGCACACCUGCAGCCAGUGCUCCUACUUCUCCGACCGCAAGAGCAACUACAUCCAACACAUCAGGACGCACACAGGUAUGACUAACAGGAAGCUGACUCUAACAUGAACCUGUAAAGUCUUGAUCCAGGUGAGCGUGUGAUGCAGGUGUGCUGUUCUGUGUUGUGCAGGUGUGCGUCCCUUCCAGUGUCUGUACUGUGACUAUUCCAGCUCUCAGAAGACUCACCUAACCCGGCAUAUGAGGACUCACUCAGGUAAGCGGUUCAUACCUUUGAGUUUGUGUUACACAGGGAUGGGAAUUGAUAAGAUUUUAUCGAUAACAAUACCAUUAUCGAUUCUGCUUAUCGGUUCAGAACACAUGUUAGGGUGACCAUAUUCUGAAGCCCCCCAAAAAAGGACACCACUACGCGGGGCGGACUUGUGUGCAAAAUUUUGAGUUUUUUUUUUUUGGUUGGGUCGAGUGUUUUUCUCACGCUUUAACCUCAGUUAAUCACAUAUUAUUCCGGCGUGUGUCGCGACAGCGGCUCUUCUUAGAAGUGAGCGGAGGGGCAGAGCUGCAGAGAGAACUGAUGCUCUGCACUGUUUUAUAAUGAAUGGUUACGUGUUCCGGACAUUUGAAGGAUUAUAUAAACUCCCCCAGGACAAGAAUAUUCGGAGAACAUCGAAUACAUGUGACUCCUUAUAUUUGAUGGUGAUUCACUUGAAAAAAUGUUUAAGCAUGUUGCUGGUGUUUCCACCUUUGCAUGUUAUCACUGCUUGACAAAUCGUUUGAGAUCCUUCUUCAGAUCGUUUCUGCCUACUUUUCGUACCGUCCGCCAUGUUUUUUUCCCUCUAAGUCUCUGUUCUCUGGCACUCGUGAGAAUGUUUUUCAAGGUACCCGGAAAAAGAAUCGUUAAGAUGAAAUGUAAACGAUGUUGAUGGAUGGAACCAUUUGGAAGCGGUUCUCGAUUCCCAUCCCUAGUGUUAAAGGUGAUCUGGUGUGUGAUUGGACAGACUCUCUGUGGUACAUGGUUGUGGUUCCGUCUCUCACUGUAAACAUGUUUGUGUUUGUGUCGCUCUCUCUGAAGCCCUCACUGUUGGACUAACACGGUAAAACAAUUAGCAUCCCGGCUACAUGCCAAGUCUUUUUGUCCUCUGUUGUGUUAGUGUGUUAUGUUUGUGUUUGUGUGUUGUUGUGUUUGUGUUCCUGUCUGUCUCAUUCACAUAUUUGGAUUUCUAAGAUUAUCAGCCAAUCAAAAAUGAAUGCACUCUAAGUCAGAGAGGCUGUUUUUGAACAUUGUGCAAAGGUCCUGAGACAGACUCACCUGCUGCAUGAAACCCUCACCUGUCUCACCGGUGUACGGUCGCUUCAUCCUCUGCUGCAUUGUCACAUCUCCUUUCUUUCUGUGUGCAGGUGAGCGUCCCUUCAAGUGUGAGAGCUGUAACUACCUGGCAGCCAAUCAACACGAAGUGACCCGGCACGCCCGCCAGGUCCACAACGGCCCCAAACCGCUGUCCUGUCCGUACUGCGAGUACAAGACUGCAGACCGCAGCAACUUCAAGAAGCACGUGGAGCUCCACCUGAAUCCUCGCCAGUUCCUCUGUCCGCUCUGCAAGUACGCUGCGUCCAAAAAGUGUAACCUGCAGUACCAUAUCAAGUCCAGACACUCGGGCUGCGACGUGUCAGUCGACAUCUCAAAGGUCAAACUACGAGUCAAGAGACCAGGUCCCGACAGUCCAGAGGAAACCCCCAAAUCAAACAAGGUAGACACUUCUUCAAGCGUGGAGGAGGACUUUGAUGUGGACGAGGACGAUGAGGAUGAGGGAGCAGACUCCAGCCCCAUCAAUCUGUCCAUCAAGAAGAGCAGUCAGCUCAACAACAACCAAUCAGUGCAGAGCGGAGCUCCUGAGAAGGCAGCGAAGAAGGCGAACGUCACCGCUGACAGAGAAAAACUACAGAAGGUCAAAGAGAAAGUGGAACCAGAGAGAAAGGUCACAACACGGCAGAAGAAGACCGAGAACCCUCCAGAGAAUUGCUCUGUGAAGCAAACCCAGACGGAGCCAUUAGUGCCUGCUGACAUCAAGGCAAAGAGACGGGUCAAGAAGGUUCCCUCAGAGAAGACAGCAGCCACGGACCAAGAAGAAGUGACCAAACCAGGAAAAGAGCAAACAAAGACGGUGAACCUUGACCGACAGAAACCAGAGGAGGACAGACCAGUGAGGAAGACCUCCAACAAAGAGGAGGAGAAGACUGAGAAGGAGCAAGAAAACCAGAAACGGGAGAGCAAAAGUCUCAACACCAAGCCCAGGAAGUCCACGUCAAAGAAGACCCACAAAACCCCAGAGCAGGUCAGGGAAGAUCUGCAGAAACCAGACGGUCCUGAGAAAGUCCAGAAAGAGAAACCGGUCAAGGAGAAGCCUCCAAAGAGGAAAGCCGUGGAAGCUCUUGAUCUGUCCAAGAAGUCCUCCACUGAGACCCCACCUAAGUCCAAACGUCUUAAAACCACAGCUGCAGAGAGGUCGCAGGUCAAACCAGCAUCAGAGGAAACGAUGAAGACCAGAGAUGAUACCCCUUCAUCCCACAAGUCCAGAGAGACCAGCCUCACAAAGCAGAAGAAGACCAGGUCCAACAAGAGAGCUGCAGGUCUUCAGCAGGCUGUUGGACCCGCUAAAGGCAAGGAGACACCUGUCCACAGGUGCUCCACAGGUGCUCCACAAGAGUCCACUAAGGUGGACCACCAAACGGAAACCGCAACAUCAGAGCGUGUACCAGCAGGAACCAAGACCCCUGAACCCCACUCCAGUGGAACUCCGAGUCUGGAGCCUCAUCCUGCAGAAACAAAGACCUUGAAACCUUACCCCACAGAAACCAAGACCCCUAAGACUUGCCCCACAAAAACCAAGACUCCUGAACCCCACCCUGCUGGCACCAAGGUCCCUGGACCCUGUUCCACAGAAAUCAAGCCCUCUGAAUCCUACCUUGCAGUAACCCAGACCUCAAAACCCCACCCCACUGUAACCAAGAGCCCCAAACCCAUCCCUGCAGAAACCAAGACCUGUGACCCCAGAGGAACCAGCUCUGUACAAGAGGACAAACCCCUUCCAUCAGGUCCAGAGGAGAUGCGGGACAAACCCUCAGAGGAGGUCCAGGUUUCCGCUGCCUGCAGCUCAGGUGAAGACACACCUUCUCCGGCUCAGGACCGACCCGCUCCAGUCUUCCUCAAACCCACAUCACCACCCCCUCUGGUGCUUCCAGCCCAGCGCAGCAGACUUGCAGAUCCAGAGGAUGACGAAGGCAUCCACAGCAGCCAUGAAGGAGGAAGUGACAUCAGCGACAGUGCCUCUGAGGGCAGCGAUGACUCAGGCCUAAACAGUACCGGCGCCGGCUCGGGUAAGAUGGCCAAUGACCCCGAAACACCCACCGACGAGAUCCCGACCCCCACAGAGCUGAAGAGUCACCUGUGCAUCUUCUGUGACCGCACAUUCCCUCUGGAGGUAGAAUACCGCCGCCACCUGAACCGCCAUCUGGUCAACGUGUACUACAUGGACAACACCACCAAGGCGCAGAAAUAAGGACCUGUAUCCAAGUCCAGUUAUACAAAGUCCUCCUGGGUCCUCCCAAAACCUCCUGGUCCACAAAAGUUUUCUCAUGAUCUUCUCACCUGUUGAGUCGUACCUGUAUAUUCUGUUUGGACUCUCGUAGACCUGAUCCUAAUCCUGUUUAGUGAUGCGGUCUGACUCUUGAGCACUCCUGUAGGAUGUUAGAGACGCCUGUGCUGACUGUUUUUGUAAAUACGACUGUAGAUCCGGUCAGAGUAGAAUCAGAACCGUCUCUCUGUAGGUCAGGAUCUUCUGAAGAUUCCUCAUCAGUGUUUUUAAAGUGCCUUUGACAAUCAGCUGUGUCCACAGCCCCAGUGUGUCCUGUAAUCAUGACGGUUUGAGUCCAAAGAGCUGUUUAGUGUCUGUACAGUCUGAGUGUCUCACCUUUUAACAAACUGACUUAUUUCAUUAGAUCCUCAUCACUCUGUGUCUGUCUUCAUGAAAUCAGAACCACAGCGGUCCUGUUUAAAGAAUCAUUAAAGGGAUAUUCCGGCGUAAAAUUAAUGUAGGGUCAAACCCACUGUAACACCGAGUUAGACCCCCCCUCCAGAGAUGAAUGUUGUCGACCGCUUGCUUCUCUAGUUAUACCAACUUUAGUAACGACCGCAGAAUAGAAAUACAGAGAGCCACGCCCCCAACCAAAACGCCACUCUAUAGCCACAAAUAAUGCUCAGAACAGCAACUAACUUCAUCAACAGGACAUAUAGGGUCACAGACAUAGUACUAGACACCAAACAUCUUUUUAACUCUGACUCAUUUCUUUAGCAAAGAGACUAAACACAACUCACCUACUCUCUUCCAGCAGACGCUUGUUUGUGGCGGAGCCCUGACCAGUUGAUCAUCGAGUGCAGCGUGGUUUCGCAGCUCAAGGAAGAACAUUUAUGAUCAUUUUUUUAUCAUUUACUUGAAGUAAUAAUCACCAUAUUAAUCAUUUUACAGACGCGGUAGUUCUUCUGUAAUAGCGUCUCGGUCUGAUUGUAUUUCCAUGAAGAAACGAUCAUAAAUGUUCUUCCUUGAGCUGCGGCACCCCGCUGUAGUCUGUAAUGGACUGACCUGAGGUCUCACUACAAACAAGCGUCUGCUGGAAGAGAGUAGGUGAGUUGUGUUUAGUCUCUUUGUUAAAGAAAUGAGUCAAAGUUACAAAGAUGUUUGGUGUCUAGUACUAUGUCUGUGACCCUAUAUGUCCUGUUGAUGAAGUUAGGUGCUGUUCUGAGCAUUAUUUGUGGCUAUAGAGUGGCGUUUUGGUUGAGGGCGUGGCUCUCUGUAUUUCUAUCCUGCAGUCGUUACUAAAGUUGGUAUAACUAGAGAAGCAAGCGGUCAACAACAUUCAUCUCUGGAGGGGGGGUCUGACUCGGUGUUACGGUGGGUUUGACUCUAAAUUAGUUUUAUGUCGGAAUAUCCCUUUAAAUGUGUUUCCAUUAAAUCUUUUGUGCAAUAAUCUGUUGGAGGAGAAACCAAAGUGAGCGAGCUGCUGAAGCUCUGCAGAUGUAGAGACGUCUGUCUCUGUGUGUCUGAGUUAGAUUAGAGAUUUUAAUCAGAGACAGACUCUACUGUGUUUAUGUACUCCUGUAAGUAACUCUGUGUACUCUCUGUACUCUAGUACUGUGUCCUUGUCAUGUAUUCAUGUGUAUCUUUGAAUUACUGCAGUGCCAUUAACUCGUCCAUGUUUGUGGGAUAAACUGAUGAUUCUUUAUUUCUGUCCAAUCUGACUGUCCUCUCUUUAAUCAAACUUCCUUUUUUAACCUGCUCCUCCAGAUGUUCACUUUUCUGAUAUUUAGAAAUAAACUUCUGAUCCUGAGAGGACAGCUGAGGUUUCUUCAUCCUCAGACACAGAGGACAUUAUCAGCAUGUUGUGGAAAUAUCAGACUUGAUGUUCUAACCUCAGUGAACUGUCCUUCAAAGUGGAUCCAGUAGAGAUCUGUCUGUCAGCAGGAUCAGCGUCACUAACAGAGUUACCUUUCACCUGUACUUCACUUUAUUUUGCUCUUUUUUAAAUAAAAACUCUGAAAUGAUCCGUCCGUGUGUGACUUUUAUUUUGAAACAGGCGCCACCUCAGUUAGACAAGAGUUCACAAGAGUGGAGAGGAGGAUCCAAAGUCCAGGAUCUCCUAAAAAAAGGUUCCAGGUCAAAAAAAGUGACCUUACUCUGUCUGCAGGAACGAAACCGUGACCGAGAGAGAUUCCUCAGCCGUCACCGUGGAAUUAAGCUCCUCCCACUAAUGUCUCAGCACAUCACUACUCCUUCUUCCUCUUCUUUUUCUUCUGCUUCUUCUCCGUUCCUCGUGCGGCCAGCGUAGCGUCGAUCAGUCCUGCCGGUUUGACGGUUUUAUAGGCGGCAGAUUUUUUGAUUCGCUCUCCUUUCAGACUGAUGACGUGAGGGAGCAGCGGCGGCGUUCUUACACCGAAACCUGCCGCCUCUGGACCGUGGACCCUCAAGGACACCUGCUCACCUUCUGCUGCCGUCACUGCCACCCAACCUGUGCACGCACACACACACACACAGGGAAAACAGGUAACUCAAACGUUACAGGAGUCAGCUGACCUCGAUGACCUUUAUCCCUGUGGUUAAAAACAGUUAUCGAUUAUGGUCAGGUGUGUACCUGCAGACGACAGUGUGAUGUCAGCGCUCGCCUCCAUGUAGCCCCGCCCCUCCAGUUUGACCUCCUGAGGAACCAAUGCAGGAAAUGUCUUCAUUCGCUCCGACCCUCCCUGAGGCACCUGAACGCAGCAGAGACAUCAGUGUUUUUAUUCGAAUCUUCAAACAGCUGACUGAGGUCAUGUGACCACCUCCCGCCCCUUCCUCCUCCCCCCUCUUCCUCCUCACCCCCAGCAGGACUCCUCCCGCGUGCUUCUCAUAGAUUCCUUCCACCUUCUCCAGACUGGUGAUGUGGACCGGGACCCGAGCAGACACCAGCACUGAGAACCAGCAGGACCGCUCCCCCUGAGAGAGACCAGAACAUCAACAACCGACCAAUGACGAGAGCCGGCACAAAUACUUGAUUCUGAUUGGUCAAACCCCACGAAGGCAAAUAUUAAUGCUGGAAGUAAAAUCAGAAACAACCUGAACGUCACAGAGACGUGUUUGUGUUCACUGGUGUGUGUAUCUUUUGUGCCUCGUGUGUGAUUGUGUCCUAAAGUUGUUGUGGUUGUCAAUGUUGUCGUAGUUGUUGUGCUUGUUGUCCUUGUUGUUGUAGUUAUGCUUGUUGUUGUUUAUCUUGUGCUUGUUUUGUGCACUUGUUGUGGUUGUUGUUACAGUUGCUGUGGUUGUUGUCUUGUGUAGUUGUAGUUUUGGUUGUUGUCUCAUGUAGUUGUUGUUGUGGUUGUUGUAAUUGUUGUCUUGUGUUGCUGUGGUUGUUUUGUGUUGUUGUUGUCUUGUGUAGUUGUUGUGGUUGUUGUUUUGGUUGUUGUUUUGUUAUGGUUGUUGUCUUGUGUAGUUGUUGUUGUGGUUGUUGUGUUUUUUUUGCGUGUUGUUGUUUUGUUAUGGUUGUUGUUGUUGUCUUGUGUAGUUGUUGUUGUUUUGGUUGUUCGUAAUUUUGUCUUGUGUAAUUGUUGUUGUUAUAGUUUUUGUUGUCUUGUGUAGUUGUUGUGGUUUUUGUUGUCUUGUGUAGUUGUUGUGGUUUUUGUUGUCUCAUGUAGUUGUUGUAAUUGUUGUCUUGUGUUGUUGUUGAUAUUGUUGUCUUGUGUAGUUGUUGUGGUUGUUGUUUUGGUUGUUGUUAUUUUGUUAUGGUUGUUGUGGUUGUUUUGUGUUGUUGUUGUUGUCUUGUGUAGUUGUUGUGGUUGUUGUUUCGGUUGUUGUUUUGUUAUGGUUGUGGUUGUUGUCUUGUGUAGUUGUUGUUGUGGUUGUUGUGUUUUUUUUGCGUGUUGUUGUUGUUUUGUUAUGGUUGUUGUUGUUUUGGUUGUUCCUAAUUUUGUCUUGUGUAGUUGUUGUUUUGGUUGUUCAUAUUGUUGUCUUGUGUAAUUGUUGUUGUUAUAGUUUUUGUUGUCUUGUGUAGUUGUUGUAAUUGUUGUUUUGGUUGUUGUUAUUUUCUUAUGGUUGUUGUGGUUGUUUUGUGUUGUUGUUGUUGUUGUUGUUGUUACCUGCAGGAAGUCGAUCCGGGCCAGCGCUCCCACUAACAGACUCAUUCCAGGCUUUAACACAAACGUCCUCGGAACCAACGCCUUAGUCGGAACCACUGACAUCACUUCCUGUUCAGUCAACACCGACAAGACCUGAGAGAGAGAGAGAGAGAGAGAGAGAGAGAGGGGGGCGUUGUUGGUGUUGUUGUUUAUUUUUGUUUGUUUUUGUCGGUAAGUCUCUCGCUCUCUUACGUCUCUCUCCUUCAUGAUUCCCGGCGUGUCGAACAGCCAGUGAGCGUCUUUCAGCUCAUUAAAGGUGAACUCGUCAGGUGAGCUCCUUGUACCUAAGGGGUCAAAGGUCAGAGCGUUUACUCCAGUUUACUGUUCUUGUUCUGUGUUCAAACUUCAGUUCUUUAUUAAGAUGCUGAAACGGACAAACAACGUGAUGUGUGACGGACAUUGUAAACAAACGUGAGUGUUAGCUAGUUAGCUUGGAAAAGGGAAUGUCGUCUCAACAGAAAUAAAUCUCCAGGAUGUUGUGUGAAGUCCUGCUGUCAUCACUAUGGUUCCUGUUUGUUAUCUUCUGGGUCGAGACAAUAAGCGUUUGGCUGUUUCUGUCCAUGUUUUAUCAGGACAGAGCGUUUUACCACUGGGGAGAUGGGGUGUUCCUGGGCAGAUGAUCCUGGGCAGAUGAUAUACAUGUUGAGCAGAGUUGAUACACAGAUGCAGACAGAUGUGCAGACCUGAGACUGGAAAAGAUCAAGAGCUGGACUGAAAGGACUCCCAGUAGAGGACGACUGCAGUCAUGUGAUUGAAGAACAUGAACAUGAACAGCUGUUUCACCUUUGCACUGACUGCCUUGCACACUGUUGUGCUAAGUCCUUAUUAACAUAUGACAUAGUAGACCCACUUUUAAUAAUAGGCAGUAGACGGUUGCAGCAUUUCGAGGACACAACUAAGAGGUCAGAGGAAAUCCUCAAUAAUGACGUGUUUAAGAGCCACCACUGUAACAUUCACAUUUUCACUUUAAGAUACAAGGGAAGCUGACAGAAGCGGCAGAAGAGGCUUACUGAAAAAAUAAAAGAUGUAUUUGUCCUAAAGCUCCAUGUCAGAUCUUCCCUGACAGUGUUUUGAUCAUAUUGGCAUUCAGUGAGACUACAGCUGUUUCUGCCUGCAGCUGUUUUAUGUGUCAUAGAUAUCAGAUUGCACUAAAUCUGUUAUGACUCAGGCAUAUGAAUGUUUCUAACAUUCAGAACAUUCUCUUGGUGUAUGUUUGAUACAGCAACCUUCAGCAGUCAGCUAAUUUUGAAUAUUGGAAGUAGGUCAUCAUUUGAUCUCCGCUUUUAUAAUUGUCACACUAACCUGACACAGAAAUGUUGACCAUAUGCACAGCACUAAUUCAGCUGCGGGAUCUAUUUCAAUACUUCUAGGUAAAUUUUCUUUUAAUAGAUUUUAUGCGCAUCUUUCUUUCUUUUAUGGGCUGAUAGACUUUGUUGCUAUGUGACUAAAAAUUCACACUGAGGUUGUGCGAUAACUGACACGCCUCAGUGACAACCGCAAAAGCGCCAUCUACUGAUAAAGAUCAGGAAAUAAGACAAGUAGGUUUGGAAAUGGCCGUGGUGGUGGAAAAGAGAAAUGAGGUUUAUGUAAAAUGUAUAUGCAGUAAGUUGAACGGAAGUGAUGCUAUACUGUAAAAUAGAUUUUUUACAUCUAUAUCAAUUAAAGGAUUGGCAUUUAAAGAAAACCAAAAAAAAAAAAAAGAUGCUGAAACGACAUGUGGGAGGAAAACGGCUCUGUGGUCGGAUGGAUCACAAUUUCACUUUCUUGUUAGAAAUCAUGAAAAACGUUUUUUUUAUUCUGGUGCUGAACAACAUCUCCAGGUUUAGGAGCAUCAGGACUCUGUAGUUGGAGUCGCCGCAUGGGCUCAAUAUCACUCAACUGUCCUGAGGUCUGAGGAGUCAAAUCUAACACUCUUUUGGAAAGGACAACUGGACUUAUUUGAGACGUUUCGCCUCAAAUAAGUCCAGUUGUCCUUUCAACGAAGAACUAUAAAUCAUAGAUGCUGCAUCCUCAGUUUCAAACAAGAUCUCCAGGUUUAGGAGCGACAUCUGCGUCCAUCCAGACAAAGACUUUUUCAGAGAAGACCUUCAGAUGAUCCCACCACCAUUAAUCAGGUUGGAGAUCACGAGGCAGUUUCAGCCACAUUCAGAAUCCCAUUGAAGAAAAGCUCAAAUUAAGAACCAAUCAGACGUCUCCGCUCACCUGUCUCCUUCAUCUCUCCGUCUUCAUCCUCUCCAUGAGCCAAACUGUCAGGAUCAAACUGGAUCUCAUCCUCUCUGGGCCGGACAUCAGACCGGAACGUUCUGCCAACCCGACCUGAACAGGCGAACAGAGACAGGUGAGGAUCAUGUCUCUCUCUCUCUCUCUCCUCCCCCCUCUCUCUCCUCCCUCCCGUCUUACCCACGAGGUAUCCCUGCUUGCUGAAGUGUUUGAGCCUCUUCAGCUCGUCCUCCGUCAGCUCGCUCUCUGUCUGCUGCGACGCCUCGUUCAGGCGCUCCUGCCGUUUGAACAUCCUGUAUGGCGUUGGGUUGAUGAUGGGGAACUUCAGGAGGUUCAGAGUGGUCCCUGAACACACCACAGCGGGGGGGGGACAGUCACAUGAUCAAACAUUAGUCGAUUAUUUGUUACUUACUGGUUUCACUUUAUGUGCAUUAAAUCUUAUAUGUCAUGUUAGCAGUAGGUUAAGGCUUUUAUUUUGAAGGCGGGUUAUCGAUCUGAAGCUUUCAAAUUAAAACCUGUCAUCAACAUUUAAAUGAUUAAAACCUCGCCGAACUCAGAGGGCGACCCCGUAGACUCAGUGAUAUUUCCCAUCAUGCACUGGGAGCCCUGUGUUUGUGACAGUAAACAGACAGACAUUAAAUCAACAGUUCUGUGAACAGGGUUUGGUGCUGACCGGGCCAUGGUGAGAUGGUGGCCUUGUGGAUCAGGUCUGAAGCUUUGGACUUGCAGUAGUCAGACUCCAGCAGCGUGUUGAAGAGCGUCGACUUGCCGGCGUUGGCCCCGCCCACCAGAUAGACGUCCCCUUUGUAUUUCCAGGAGCGCUGCAGGCUGGAGAUCAGGUGCUCCACGCCGUAGCCCGUCUUGGCGCUGAUCAGGUGAAUGUCGGUCACCUGAGGGCCGAAGCCGGCGUCCUCACAGUAGCGAGAAAGUUGCUGCCUGAUUCGCUUCAGGUAGUUUGGCGAGUCUCCGGGCAGCAGGUCCACCUUGUUGCCGAGGACGACGAUGUGUUUGUUCGUCCCAACGAGUUUGGGCAAGUCCGGGAUGAUAGAGUCAGGGACAUCCAGCAGGUCGACGAUGAGCAGGAUGAGAGCUCUGAGGGGGCGGAGCCUCUGCACCACCUCUCUGUACUGGUCUGCAGAGACCUCCAGGUUCAGCGCUUUGUAAUGAUGCGUCAGCAGGAAGCAGCGCUGACAGGUCGCCGCGCUCAGACGCUUCUCCUGCUGCAGCACCUUGAACUUCUCGCUGGGCAGGUACCCGGGUACGGCGGGGGCGGUGCAGUGCAGGAUGGCGCCGCAGCCUGAACAGCAGGUGUCACUGAACGGCUCGUCAACGUCCGGGGUCCCAAACACUUUGUGCUCACCUGGCCCCGCCCUCUUCUUCUUCUUCUUGGUCUUAAUAGCUGCAAUAACGCUCUCAUCCAGCGGGAAGUCCACAUCAUGGAACUGGAUCAGAGAGUCAGGCUCCGCCUCCUGUCGGGUCACGCCUCUUAACGCCUCCAGCUGUCGCUCCAGGGACCUCAGAUUUACCUGAGGAGGAGCAGAGGGAGGAGGAGCAGGAAGAGAGGAGGAGGGGAGGGAGGUCUCCUCCUGAUCUGAGCGAGGCAAGAAAAGAAGAAGAAGAAGAAGGAGAAGAAGAAAGAGAAGGAGAAGAAGAAGAAGAAGAAGAAGAAGAAGGAGAAGAAGAAGAAGGUGUAAAUAUGAUCAGAUGUUUGCACACAGGGUUAAUUUUGACCUGAUCUAAUUCUACUUAAACUCUCUCUCUCAUUUAUCGGUUGAUUUCCUUCAUUUUUCUGUUCUUUUCUUUAUUUUUGUUGUUGUGAUUUUGAACUUCUGUUUUAUUCGUCUGUUUAUUUGCAGGUUUUUGUUCGUUCUCAAAUCUCCUGUGGAGUUUUUUACAUUUAUAUAAUCGACUAAAAUUCAUGUUGAAAUCUUUUUAUAAUAAAUACAGCUAUUAAAACCAUCAGUGACACGACAAACUAUUAAUAAACUUAUUAGUAAUUUUUCAUGUCAGUAACUGUGAGAGAGUCGGCGUCAGCUGAGGAGGAGGAACAGCUCCGACUUUACAAUCUGAUCAGGAUCUGAGUUAGUCCCAGUUUUUAGGAGAAAUCUUGAAUGUAAACUCUACCCCUCCAACCAGUUUUCCCCUCAGCUCCUCCUCUCCCCUCAAGCCCCGCCCACAAACAGACGCUCCUGCUCGCUCGGAUCGUUCCAAUUAAAUUCAGAUAUAAUGCAGAUAAAUACUUCAGAUCAUUACAAAUGGGGCCCAACCUGCCUCCUGUCUUUGUCCUCUACAGAAAACCUGAUCCAGCUGCAGGACUCACAUCUGGGACAUGUAAGACCACAUGGAUCCAUGACCCAGACGGAGCGGUAAC